AUGGAAAUCAGAGACCCUGCCCCCUCGCUGGCGAGCCAUUUCCCAGGCUUGCAGAGACAUGAUGCCGGAUUACUUUGGACCGAUGCAGGCUCUCGGGAAUUCAUUGCAGAGCACUACCCGUGGUUCCUCGAUACCUUUGACAACUAUACAUAUCCAAUUCAGCGCGCCGAUGUCAUACGCUACUUUGUCCUCUAUCAUUAUGGAGGAAUUUAUGUCGAUUUGGAUAUUGGCUGUCUCAAGCCAAUGGAUCCCCUCCUCGUUUACCCAGUCAUUCUUCCAAAGACUAUACCUGUUGGCGUCUCGAACGAUCUCAUGUUCUCGGAAAAAGGUCACCCCAUGCUUGAGCAGACCAUCCAUAAUCUGAUCAAGUUCGACCAUUCCUGGGUGCUCAACUACCCGACGGUCAUGUUUACCACUGGACCCAUGUUCCUCUCCGCCCAGUACGGUCUGUAUACCGCCUCCCAUCCCAACUCUGCACUCCAGGAGGUACGAAUCUUGCCAAAGUCCCUGUAUGGUAAAAAUGCUCGGGAAAACGAAGCACCUCAUUCAUUCUUCUCUCAUUUCUACGGGAGCAGCUGGCAUGCCGACGAUGCCGCAUUCAUUGGUUUCUUGGGCACUUGGGGAAAACUGCUCAUGUGGUUGGGCCUAUUCAUAUUGGUAGUUGGACUUGUUCGAUUACCGUCGAAGCAGGGUAGGCGCUUCACUCGGGGUUAUGAAAUUGUGUUCCCAAGAAUCUCACGCUCGGGACGCUGGUAUUUCCAACUCCGCCGCGGGUCCUUCUCCGCGUCAGGAACAUCAACCCAAGUGCACUCCCCCAUUAGCAGUGAGGCUCCAUCUCCCAUCGAGGAGGUCCCAGUGCUUCAUCUUCCCUUCGAUUCCCGCCCCCCAUCUCCAUCUUCAGACGUGUCAGGAUACUCGGACCCAUAUGCCGGACGCGUUCAAAGUCCCUUGGUCGAGGCUUUCAACCGUAUCAGAAAUCGCGUCAGCUCGUACGCAGGUGCUCGUCAGGAACCCCCGGAUACUCCUAUCAGGACUGGUCGGCAGAGAUCGAACAGGAGCGUCAUGUUCUUCUUGCCUGCUAUAUUUACACAAGCCCCAGAUAUUGAGUUGCAGCCUGCCCCGCCCGGCCGUGGCGUAUCAAGAACUAUUUCACGCCCUCCUGUGCCUAGGAGGUCAGAGCCGAGCUCAACAUUCCCUCCAGAAAAGGAGAGUCAGUGUGAAGAUAUUGAGACCGGGCGCCGUCAUGAUUCAGGCUCUGGUAGUCGCAGAGAUGACGAAUAUACCCCUCUUGUGGAUCUAGCUGAGGACGUGCCGUCACAUUCGAGUACAUCGAGACCGAGAACUACACCCGCAGACCCGUGGGGCUCAUAA
This is a messenger RNA of Psilocybe cubensis, 1371 nucleotides long. RefSeq lists its product as uncharacterized. The record is from RefSeq and is a predicted model, not a curated record. NCBI's taxonomy places the organism in Eukaryota, Fungi, Basidiomycota, Agaricomycetes, Agaricales, Agrocybaceae. The transcript is spliced from 2 exons. Bases 1 to 1371 code for a protein of 456 amino acids. Gene Ontology annotation, molecular function: mannosyltransferase activity. Gene Ontology annotation, biological process: mannosyl-inositol phosphorylceramide biosynthetic process.